AUGUGUACACCAGAAAUCCACUUUUGGCCGAAGGAAAAAAAGAAAAGGAUCCAUAAAUGUUCAGUUUGUAGUUUCCAAGCACGAUAUGCAUAUAUUAUUCAGAAACACAAGAAAGUUCACUUGACACCGGAAGAACGAGAGCUGUUUGCUUGUUCGUAUUGUGACAACAAAUAUAUUACAAAAUCAGGCUUAAAAGACCACCUUGAUAAUAAGCAUAGUGAAUUCAGGCCGAAGGAAAAAAAGAAAAGGAUCCAUAAAUGUUCAAUAUGUAGUUUCCAAGCACGAUAUGCAUAUAUUAUUCAGAGACACAAGAAAGUUCACUUGACACCGGAAGAACGAGAGCUGUUUGCUUGUUCGUAUUGUGACAACAAAUAUAUUACAAAAACAGGCUUAGAAGACCACCUUGAUAAUAAGCAUAGUGAAUUCAGGACGCAUGAACCGCAGAAAAAGGUCUAUAGAUGUUCUACAUGUAGCUACAAUACGACACGUAAGCCAGUUCUUGAAAACCACAAGAUAAGUCACUUGACACGAGAAGAACGACAGAUGUUUGCUUGUGCGCAUUGCGACAAUGAAUACAGAUCGAAAAUCAGCUUAAGAUACCACCUUCAGAAAAAUCAUAUUGAUUCCAGAGUUAAAAGACGAAGAGUUAGAACGGGGGAAUUGAACGAAUCGCAGAAAGAGGUCUAUAUAUGUACAAUAUGUGGCUAUAAAACACGAUAUAGGAUAAAUCUUAGACAUCACAAGAAAACUCACUUGGCGCCGGAACAACGACAGUUAUUCAGUUGUGCGCAGUGUGAUAACACAUAUAGAACAAAGACAGGCUUAAAAUACCACGUUACGAAUACUCAUAUUGAUUCCAGAAUGCAGAAAAAUGUCUAUAGAUGUUCCACAUGUAGCUUCCAAACACAAGAAAAAUCAAGACUUAGACAACACGAGGAAGUUCACUUGGCACCGGAAGAACGACAGUUGUUUGGUUGUGCACACUGUGAUAAGAAAUAUAAAAUAAAACGUAGCUUAAAAGAUCAUCUUCGGGAUAACCAUAUUGAUGCCAGGGCGAAAGAAUUGAGGGAAUCGCAGAAACAAGUCCAUAAAUGUGCCAUAUGUGGCUUUCAAACAAGACAUAGAUCAAAUCUUUGGAAACACAAGAAAAUUCACUUGGCACCGGAAGAACGAUAUAUAUUUGCUUGUGCGCAGUGUGACCGGAAAUAUAAGUUAAAGCGGAGUUUACAAAAUCACAUCAAAUUUCAUCAUAUUGAUUCCAGAAACGCUGAAACUCAAACCGAUGAACUAAUAUUAGAUUCUUUGAAAAUGGAAAUUGAUGAUUACACUCCACAUUUGGAUGACUUUAAAAAUGCUGAACGUGUAGCGGUGACUAAUAAAGUAAAAUCAGAAGAUUUUUUAAAAAUAGAAAUUGAUGAUAAUGACACCCCGAUUUUAAAUAAAGAAAUCCACCAUGACCUUAGAAACGCUGAAUCUCAAACGAAUGAAGUAAUAUUAGAUUCUUUAAAAAUGGAAAUUGAUGAUUACACUCCACUUUUGGAUGACUUUAAAAAUGCUGAACAUAUAGCGGUGACUAAUAAAGUAAAAUCAGAUGAUUUUUUAAAAAUAGAAAUUGAUGAUGAUGAGACCCCGAUUUUAUAUACAGAAAUGCACCAUGACCUUAGAAAUACCGAAAAUUUACCUAUAACUAAGAAGUUAUAUAUAAAGCAGGUAGAUUUUAUUAAAGUAGAAAUGAUGAUGACACCCCGAUUUUAAAUAAAGAAAUGCAGGAUGACUAGAAAUACCGAAAAUUGAUCUAUAACUAAGAAGUUAUAUAUUAGGCUGGAAGAUUUUAUAAAAAUGGAACCUGAUGAGGAGGAUGAAAACGCGCGUUUUUAUAUGAAGAAAAUAUUCAUAAUGUAAUCCUAAAAUAUUUUAAAAAUUAACAAACCUGUUAAAUUUUUAUAUGUAAACAUUUUUAAGCUAUACAGAUUUAUAACUGUGUAUUAUUUCAGCGUAUUACAAAGUCCGUAACAUAAUUAAUAGUCAUAAAAAAAUUAUCGCAUAUUAAAAAAGUCAUUUAGUUUACGUUUAAGACGGUCUGCGAGCCCCCAUACAUAACAGUAGACGAGAGUUAUUACUAUUACUACCGUAUGAUCGAAAAAACCGCGUCCAGUUGCCUUGGAAAUGAUGAUCGACAACAUUCCCCAUAUAAUUUUACAUAUAAAAUGACGAUCUUCAUUUCAUAGCCAUCGUAUUGUCCUUAUUGUCCUUAAUUCUUGUCUUAGAGUCACGUCGUAGUAGGCUGUGGUGCUGUGGUUCAGUCAAAGAGGAGAUAAGUUUUAACUCCUUUGGUUCGGUGGUAAUUCAUAAACUCUAAAUCAUUACUGUUUGUAUUUUAAAAAUGAUAUAGUUUACAUGAAAUAUACAUAAUAUCCAGUUAAUACACAUACAAUAUAUAUACCUAUUUAUA
Sitophilus oryzae (rice weevil) is the source of this 2452-nucleotide messenger RNA. RefSeq names its product oocyte zinc finger protein XlCOF6-like. Gene Ontology annotation, cellular component: nucleus. Lineage: Eukaryota; Metazoa; Arthropoda; Insecta; Coleoptera; Curculionidae. The record is from RefSeq and is a predicted model, not a curated record. Bases 1 to 1755 code for a protein of 584 amino acids. The transcript has 13 exons. Gene Ontology annotation, biological process: regulation of gene expression.